ACAAUACUUUUGAUCUGAAAAAUGAGCCAAGAACAGCCGCGGAAACCUGAAGAUCAGAAGGAGCCGGUGACAUAUGGGGAUGUGUUUCCUGGUGUUCAGGGCGCCCAGCUGGCGGACAAGGUGGUGACGCCCAAGGAUGCCGCCAUGAUCCAGGCGGCAGAAAAUGCUGUGUUGGGGCAGACCGUCAAGGGUGGUGCUGCUGCAAUCAUCCAGUCCGCCGCCACGCAGAAUGAGAAGGCGGCUGUUGUCGGUUCAAGUGACGUGAAAGCGGAUGUUGGAGGAGACGGCGGCGGGGUUAGCGUUAAGGAGGCUGAUGUUCCGGCACGCCGUAUAAUAACGGAGUCGAUCGGUGGACAGGGUUCGGAUUCAAAUCAAAUGCAUGUAGAUCAGGAAAAGCAAAGGAAAAUCCAUGAAUUGGUCGAGGUUGUGGGGCAAUACAGCCAGCGAGCUCCAUUGGCACCACCAAACACUAUGCAUCGUGUCGGAGGCUCCGCCGUUCAAAUCACCAUUGGUGAGGCCCUGGAGGCCACGGCUAUGACAGCCGGACAGAAGCCAGUUGAGUGGAGUGAUGCCGCUGCAAUUCAAGCGGCCGAGGUUAGAGCCACUGGCCGCACCAAUAUAGUACCUGGUGGUGUGGCCGCUGCGGCUCAGUCUGCCGCAACCCUCAAUGGUCGGGCUACAAAGGACGAGGAGAAGACCAAACUGGCUGACAUUCUUGCGAAUGCAACUUCAAAGUUACCGGCAGACAAACCGGCAACACGUCGAGAUGCUGAGGGAGUGACUGGUGCUGAAAUGCGAAACGAUCCAUACCUGACUACCCAUCCGACUGGAGUGGCGGCUUCGGUGGCGGCCGCUGCUAGGCUGAACGAGAAUAAUAGCAGCCAAAUGCCAAAAUAGUUUGCAUAUGUGAGUCUGGAAGCAUCAGCAGUACACGUAUAUCAGUAUAUGAAGGUACCUUGGGUUGUGUUGUCACUUAUAGUAGCCGCCAUGGCCAUGUUUUUCGGAGUCUGAAAUCGUUUGUUAUCUUCCAAACAGAUGUCCUUUUCCGUUGGGGGGGUAUGAAUAUGGUGAAUAAAGGACAUUAUAUUCACUAGUAACAGAGUUUUACCACUUAGUUUUGAAGUGUAUUAAUAUACGAGAGUUUGUAUCUGAGCUUAAUUGUGCACUCGAGGUCUCCAGUUUGAU
Molecule: messenger RNA, 1185 nt
Organism: Pyrus x bretschneideri (Chinese white pear)
Lineage: Eukaryota; Viridiplantae; Streptophyta; Magnoliopsida; Rosales; Rosaceae
Product: late embryogenesis abundant protein D-34-like
Exons: 4
Coding region: 22-897 (291 amino acids)
Source: RefSeq, a predicted model, not a curated record